AUGGGCUGCGGUCAAUCCAAAGAAGAGGCAAAUCUUCAAAAUGAAGCUGCCAAAUUCCUGGAGCAGCCAAAUCAGAAUAAUUUUGCAAAUUCCAAACCAGUUCUACAUGGCCAACCACAAGCACCGAUAAUACACCCAGCGCGAUCUCCUCCACAGCCACGACCACCAAGAACUUCGGACCAGAAAUUGCCGGCUCAAACGAAACCCUCAGAUAGCAAAGAAUAUCCAUCGCUGGCGCAAACGAGACCUUCAGGGAACAACGCAUACGUGUCGCCAUCAGAGUAUGAAUCGCCGUCUCAAACGAGACCCUCACAAGACAAUGGUUUCGGAUCACCACAACCGAGGGGAGGAAAAUCAUACAAACCACCGAUAAGUUCCAAUGAAUUGGCUUCGCAAGGUUCUAUCGACUCGGAGCAAAUCGCUGCCAACAUUCAAGACGCGGCAACCCCUACCGCAGGAGUAAAAGGAUUUCGAGAUGAAUCAGGUGCCCGCCGGUCUACAGAACGAUUCAAAGAUCACAAGCCGGCCGCUAAACCAAAGCGGACAAGAACCAAGUCCAACGCUCGACCAUCGCCCAUUGAGAGUGAGAUAGCUCAACCAGCCGUUCCUACGCGUGUUUCGGCUCAUCUUCCCGCUGAUAUUGUAAUUGAAGAAGCCAAAGAUGGAGAAACCUUUGAGCAAGUGUAUAGAACUGGAAAACAGCUCGGAGAUGGUGCCUUUUCCAAGGUCGUCCUUGGAACUCACCGCUUGUAUGAAAUUGAUUUUGCGGUCAAAAUGAUUGAUAGAAAAAAAAUGCAUUGGGGUGGGAGGGAUGCCCUGAAGGAUGAAAUCGAUAAUCUUCGCAAACUCAAACAAGCUCCAAAUGUUGUCAAAUUUCAGGAUGUAUUCUAUGAGGAAUCUGUGUGUUAUCUUAUUGUUGAACUUUUACCAGGAGGCGAGUUGUUUGGUCGGAUUAUCGAAAAGGGAACCUUCUCCGAACGAGAGGCGAGAGAUGCGAGUAAAUGUGUGCUGAGCGCUCUACACUACAUGCAUUCCAGACGAAUCGCCCAUAGAGACAUGAAACCGGAGAAUUUGCUAUUAGUUGACACUGCUGCAACCAAUCUUGUAAAGCUAUCCGACUUUGGAUUUGCCAAAGCUGUCGAAACACGGAACUCCUGUCGAACCCUGUGCGGAACUCCUGGUUACAUGGCUCCCGAGGUCCUGGAGCGAUGGCCAGCCUAUGAUGUGACGUGUGAUAUGUGGGGUUUUGGUGUCAUUCUAUUUCUACUUUUGGGAGGGUAUUUACCAUUUGAUCCGACAGCUUCCAAUGAUGUCAAUGCGGUGUUUGAACGGACGAGAAAUGGGCAAUAUCAGUUUUAUCCGCAGCGGUGGCAAAAUAUUUCCCACAUGGCAAAAGACUUGGUGGCGCGUUGUCUGAACACCAACCCAAUGCGACGAAUGACGUCUCAUCGAGCAAUGGAGCACCCAUGGAUACUGGCUGGCGAAGAGAUUUCAAAAACUAAGAUUGAUACCAAGCGAUUGCGAGAGAGUAUUGCCAAGACCAGACCUCAAAAAGCAACGAAAGGGGCGUCUAAGCCAAAGAAAAACCGUGUGAAGGAUCUUCAAGAUGACUUCACAGUAUACAUGGACAAGCGAAAAAAAGACUCAAUUGUGUCCCAUAUGACAGGUGCACACAAGACUAUUGCUACAGCGGCUACUGCAUUUAAAGAGGAAGGAGGUAGCGGGCAGUCAAUCGAUUCAUUUUAUACGAAGGGCAAAAUGUUGGGCAAGGGCGCCUUUGCCCAAGUAUACCGCGCACGACACAAUCGCACUGGGCAGUACUACGCAAUCAAGGAAGUGGAUCUCUCGAGAUUAAACCCUAAGGAAUUGAAAACUCUUAAUGAAGAGAUCACUGUUUUGAAAUUUGUUCGCGGUGGACCAGGAAUCAUUCGGCUGUUCGAUGUCUUUCGGGAGCCGCAGAAGUAUCAUCUGGUCAUGGAGGAGAUGACUGGCGGAGAUUUACUGAACCGGAUUCUGGAGAAGGAGGUUUACACAGAAAACGAAGCGCGAGAUUGUUGUCGGCACUUCUUUGAAGCUGUCAAGUAUUGUCACAGAAAACGGAUCGCUCACCGUGAUAUAAAGCUCGAUAAUUUGCUACUCGUGGAAAAAGGAAACGAAGCGACUCUGAAGCUUGCUGAUUUUGGUUUUUCGAGAAAAUGCAGGUCGGUUGGCUUAACGACGAUGUGUGGCACACCAAACUACAUGGCUCCAGAGGUGUUCGAUUUACAACCAGGUGGUUAUGAUUUCCGAUGUGACAUGUGGUCGGUCGGAGUGGUAGUUUACUGCCUACUUGGUGGAUACCUACCAUUUGAGGGCGACAUCAAGAGGAUCAAGAGGAAAGUGCUGAGUGGAAGUUACAAGUUCCACACCGAUUAUUGGAAGAAUGUUUCCACACCAGCAAAAGAAUUGAUUGCUCGUAUGCUGGAAUUGAAUCCCAAAAAGCGAAUUUCUGCUGAGCAAGCGCUCCGAUGCGAGUGGAUGGGACUUGAUGAAGACCAGCUCACUACUAAUGAUCUCUCUUCGACUCAAGAGAAAUUCAAGGGUUCAGACAAGCUGAAGGCAUUGGAAAAAAGAAUAUUAGCUGCUGGUAGAGAUCGCAUCGACGAAGAGGAGGAGAAAUUUGCCGAAGGGUAUGAGUUACUUCAGCAGAUCGGGCAUGGAGAAUUUGCUGAAAUCCAUAUUGCAAUUCAACGAAAGAGCAAUGAUGUCGUGGCUGUCAAAAAGGUUUGCCGACGGACCCUUGUUCCAUCGGAUGUGAUUGCUCUAGAUGAUGAGAUUGCUGUGAUGCGAGCUAUAGUCGAGUCAACUCACGUUAUCCGCCUCAGAGAAGUUUACGAAGAUUCUGAUUAUACUCACAUCGUAAUGGAUCGGAUAAAUGGUACCGUCUUGAUCGAGAAGCUAGUAGAGAAGAAGAGAUUUCCAGAAGCUGAAGCAAAAGCAAUAGUAUGUAACCUGCUGGUUGGAGUCAAGCACUGUCACGACAAGCGCAUCGCAAUUCGCAAUCUGAAGCUCGAGAGCUUGCUUCUGCCCGAUGAUGACCCGACAAAUGUGAAGAUUACAGACUUUGAGUGCUCAAAGGUGGUCCCCUUCCCAAACUCGUUGCGAACCCAGUGUGGAACGCAAGAGUAUGUCGCCCCUGAAGUUCUGGAAAAUAGGCCCGCAUACGAUGUGUCGUGUGAUAUGUGGACCGUCGGAGUGAUCGUCUUCAUAAUGUUGGGAGGAUACUACCCAUUCCGUGGAAAGAAAGAGAUUGAUGUUCUGAAGAAGGUUCGCUACGGAGAAUUCAAGUUUCAUGACAAGUAUUGGAAAGGCAUUUCAGAGAAUGCAAAAGAUCUUAUCAAUCGAAUGAUGACCGUAGAUCCAGAAAAGCGCAUUACAGCUGCUGACGCCCUGAUCAGCAAAUGGAUCAAUUCAGAUGGUUUCAUGGACAUUUCGACCCAAAAUGGGGAGUUAGAUGAGCUUGGCGAUUCCUUCUCAGAAAUAUCCCGAGGUGUACGCUCCACGCAGUCUUCGCAGCUUCUGAUGGCAAUGAACAAGAAAGAUCUUAGUGCUGUUCCUGAGGGAUGA
Molecule: messenger RNA, 3606 nt
Organism: Cylindrotheca closterium
Lineage: Eukaryota; Bacillariophyta; Bacillariophyceae; Bacillariales; Bacillariaceae
Source: the annotation of a GenBank genome assembly